AUGAGAAGAAGAAUUAACAAGAACCAACAACAACCCCGAACAAACAAGAAGAGGGAAUUAUCGGAAAGUGAAUCAGAGACUUCUGAUGACGAUUCUUCAAAUUAUGAUCAAUUGGAAUCACUGUUGAAAAAACAAAAAAAUAUUAAUGAAAAUUUCAAUGAUACAAACGAAGUUGACAAUAUCAUAAAGAGAGAGAAGGGAAAUUUUCUUGUUAAAGUUAGAUCCAAAUCAUAUUGGGACACUGUAUGGAUGUCAAGAGAGGAGUUGAAUAGAAAGGCUACCUUUAAAUUGCUCUGGUUUGAAAAUAAUUAUGGAACUAAUAGUAGCGUUAAUCUUUUAAAUAAUGAUUGGACCAAGAUUGACUAUCUUCUCGAUGAACCAAAACCAGGUCAAUAUCUUGUCAAGUGGAGAGGGUUGCCAAUAUCAGAGAGCACUUUGGAAACUAAAUCUAAGAUUAUUUCAAAUACAUCAAACAUUGAGUUUGAAAAACACUAUUCACACUUUAAGAAUAGAAAGAGCUUUAAAUGUCCUACAAAUGAUGAAAUUGAAAAAAUUAGAAUUGGGUUUCAAUAUGAUUCCAUGACUCUCACUAAUCCUCAUACUGAAUUGAUGAGUUACCAAAAACAAGCUGUAGAAUGGUUGAUUUCGUCUUGGAAGAAACAUGAUAAUUGUGUUCUUUCGGAUGAGCCUGGUCUUGGAAAAACCGUACAGACCAUUUCAUUUCUUUCCAUUAUGAAAAGAUAUCUCAGUGGCCCAUUUCUUAUUGUUACCCCUCCUCAAAGAUUACCGUUUUGGAAUUCUCAAUUAGAAGUUUGGGCACCAGAAUUAGUAACAGCUACAUUUAUUGGAUCUAAUCAAGAUAAGCAAAUGAUCAAAAGACAUUUAAUCCAAGAUAAGAAUAAUUUUUAUUCGAAUGUAAUACUUACAACAUUUGAUUCCAUGAUAUUGGAUGAGAGUUGGUUCAAAUUACAUAAUUGGCCCAUUAUUGUAUUGGACCAAGCUCACAAAAUUAGAAAUUCAAAAACCAAAUCCUUUUCUCUUAUGAAAAGGCUUCAAUAUAAUUUUCUCUUACUAGUCAGUGAAAACAUUUACACUGGUACAACACAUGAUGAAUACAAAGAAAUACUUGAUUUAGCAAGGAUAUCACCAAAUUCAAUAUUGAGAAGAGAGAAGAACAAUCUUAAAGAUGUAUUUAAACCAAAAUCUGAUUUAAUAAUUGAAAUACCUCUAUCACCUUUACAAAAAAAUUAUUUGGCAAAGAUUUUCAGACAAAAUUCUUCAGUUUUAUGUCAAGUAUUUGAUGAGAAAAACUAUUCAAAAGAGAAUAAGGACAGAUUAAUAAGAGCAUAUCAACAAUUAUCUAAUGCUUGCAAUCAUCCAUAUUUGAAUAUUGCGAGUGAAGAUGAGCCUCAAAGACAUGAUCCAGUAGCAUACUUUAAUACUUAUUUACAGGCAUCUCCAAAAUUAUUGGUUUUGGAACGUUUGUUGGAAAAAUUCUCCCAACAAAAUGUGAUUAUUUUCAGUUCUUUUCCAUGUAUUAUUGAGGAAAUGCUAAUACAACAAAAGAAAAAUUACUCAAUUAUUACCAGUGAAAAUGUAAAUAAUGUAACAACUGAAAAAAUUGUUCUCAUCUACCACAAAACAAGGCUUAUUCCUGUCAAGUUUAACCACUUUGAUUAUAUUAUCAUGUUUGAUUCAGAUUGGAAUCCUACUCUUGACAAUAGUCAAAUUGAACGGUUCUUCACAAUAGGUAAGGAUACCAAAGUAAUUAGAUUGAUGUGUGCAAAGGAAUUGGAGAGGUUUCAACUCGAAUUAUCAGAAAAGGAUAACUUGAAAGGAUUUUUUAAUAAGAGAAUUAAUGAUCUCGAUAAAGCCUUUAGGUCUAUUGCUAAGGAACUUUUACUAGGUGAGCAAGACCAAUUAAAUGCUCUUAAUGAUGCUUCUAGACUGGAAUUGUCCAAUCAAGAUAUUGAAAAUAUGCUUUCUAAAGGGUUACAAUCAGUGGAAAAAGAUUCAACAGUAACAACAAAUAUUACUACUUCCAAUAGAUAUUGGUGUCAUGUUUUUGGUAUCCCAAGUACAAAUCAAAUUGUAGAUAUUAGCACUCAAAAUGAUGUUUUGUAUAUUCCUACCAUGAAUUCUUUCUUGAAUUAUGAUAUUCAUUUAGAAGAAAAAAAGGAUGACUUUGAAGAAUAUUCGAGUGAAUAUCAAAGUAUGAAUAUUGCAUUAGAACUUUCCAAUACAGUCGAAUCCCUUGUGGUUGAUGUUGAAAAUAUCAAAAAAGCACUUGAAAAAACAGCCGACAAGGAAAAGAGAAGGAAUCUAGUUGAUGUUUUGCGAAAGAAAGAAUUCAAGAUUGAAGAAGAAUCUAUUCGUUUAAGAAUUUAUAGUCGGCAAAUGAAAAAUUCAAACAUUAGAAUAAUAUCUCCAACUAAUGUGCUUGUAAAGGGGUUUACAAGAAAAGAAAGGUUAGUAUUUUAUCAAACCAUACUUAGAUAUGGUUUAGGAAUAGGAUCCACCCAAGAUGGAAAAUGGCAACAGUUUUACUCUAUCAUUAAUCCAAAAUUGAGAGGAAAGUCGAUUCAGGAAAUUAAGGAAUUUGGUGCUUUUAUUUUGGAUCACUUAUCAGAGCAAGUAGAUCAAAAUUAUUCACACUACUCAGAUGGAACACCUACAGAUUCUAUCAAUGGCACCAAGAUUUUACAACGAAUUGGUUCUAUGUUUUUAGUACAUUCCAUUGUUGAAAAGUAUUCCCAAUUUCCUAUUGAAACUAAUUUUGAUAUUAGUUUUGUAGAGUCAGUUUUGGAACUCAACGAAAGAAGUACUGAUUUUUUUGAGAUGGAGAAACCAACUACUGAUUGGAAAUUGGUUCAUGAUUUGAUAGUGUUGAGAGGAUGUACCAAGUACGGAUUUGCUAGGUGGGAUCAAAUUCUUCAAGAUGAUACUUUUGAAUUUACAACAUUGAAAACCAUAAUUUCAAGUUUAUUCCAAAACUCUAAAAAGAUGAAAAUAGAUUUUCUAAAUAAUAGAUUAAUCAAAUUGUUAGAAUGCUUGAGCGCAGAGUUUGCAAAACAGAAAAAUAAACUUUCAAUAAUAGAUUAA
This is a messenger RNA of Naegleria gruberi, 3102 nucleotides long. RefSeq lists its product as uncharacterized. Lineage: Eukaryota; Heterolobosea; Eutetramitea; Acrasida; Naegleriidae. The transcript is spliced from 2 exons. The record is from RefSeq and is a predicted model, not a curated record. Gene Ontology annotation, cellular component: nucleus; chromatin. Gene Ontology annotation, biological process: negative regulation of transcription by RNA polymerase II; chromatin remodeling. Gene Ontology annotation, molecular function: DNA binding; chromatin binding; ATP hydrolysis activity. The coding region runs from base 1 to 3102 and encodes 1033 amino acids.